Messenger RNA from Drosophila obscura, 1754 nucleotides. RefSeq names its product mitochondrial thiamine pyrophosphate carrier (gene Tpc2). Lineage: Eukaryota; Metazoa; Arthropoda; Insecta; Diptera; Drosophilidae. Gene Ontology annotation, biological process: thiamine pyrophosphate transmembrane transport. Gene Ontology annotation, molecular function: thiamine transmembrane transporter activity. The transcript has 4 exons. Gene Ontology annotation, cellular component: mitochondrial inner membrane. The record is from RefSeq and is a predicted model, not a curated record. The coding region runs from base 696 to 1706 and encodes 336 amino acids.
UCGAUAUUUGCGCUGUCAAAGAAAACGCUAGCCUUCGAGCCAAACUUCCGCUACACAAUCGUUCUUUCGUUCUCGACCCGUCAAACCGACCAGAAGGAAAAUGAGAGCUAAGUGGCGUAAGAAGCGUAUGCGUAGGUUGAAGCGUAAGCGCAGAAAGAUGCGUGCACGUUCCAAGUAGGCGCAGCACAGCACCGUCGACCACUGAAUGGAACUUUUGACUUGCAAGCACACUACUACUGAAACAUGCCGUCUGGGCACCACAUUGAGGCCCGAAAAGUAAUUUUGCAAAAACAGUUUUCACGCAGAACAAGAAAAUGUGCAUUUAAAAUACACUUCCGAAUUUCACGUUUAAAUUGAUUCUAAUAAAUUACUGGAUUUUCACAAAAGUUCCAACUGAAUUUGCUCAUGUGUUCUUAAUAAGAGUGGUAGAAAAAAAAAGAACACAAGCCUGAGCAUCCAGCGUGCUGCCUCAACCUAACCACAUUUGUAUGUCAUGUGUAUGUGUGUGUUUUUGUGCACAGGGCACGUUUUGUCUAAAAUGUAAUACUUUGCUUUCGACAUUUUGAUUAUUGUUGAAUUCAGUUCAUCUUGGAUUAUCAAGCAGUUUUGGCCAAAGUUUGGAUGUUAAUGACGCGGUGCCGGCAGAAAACUGGAGAGCGUGUGGUCGCUUGAACCAAGAAGAUUAGUGAGACAAUAUGAGUGAUAAUACGGCGUUCAUACAGGUGCUGCAGGCCUUAGGCGGCGGUGUCGCCGGGGGCUUGACGAGGGCCUUGGUGCAGCCGUUCGACGUGAUAAAGAUUCGCUUCCAGAUGCAAGUGGAGCCAGUGGGCAAGCACGAACAAUGGUCCAAGUACCAGGGUCUGCUGCACGCCUUUGGUAACAUUUACAAAGAGGAGGGACUGCGGGGAAUCUGGCGUGGUCACAACUCCGGCCAGGUACUGAGCAUUACCUAUGCAGUGGUGCAGUUUUGGUCCUACGAGCAGCUCCGGGUCAAGGCCCACAAGAUAGCCUUCUUCGACGACCGACCGAUGCUCUUGUACUUUCUGUGUGGUGGAUUGGCCGGCUGUCUGGGCACCGUGGUGGCCCAGCCCUUUGACGUGAUCCGCACUCAAGUGGUGGCCGCCGAUCCAAGCAGCAAGAGGAGUCGAAUGGGUUCCCUGAGAGGUGUGCGCUUUGUGCACGCAACUGAAGGAAUGCGAGGCUUGUCCCGUGGCAUAAUCUUUACCCUGGUGCAGAUCUUUCCGCUGGUGGGGGCCAAUUUCCUCAUCUACAAGUACCUCAACGCCCUUGUCCUGUUUAUCGUCAAGAAGUCGAAUCCCGAUCACAACAUUCCCGGCUUCUUUCUCUUCCUCAAUGGAGCCCUAGCCGGAGUGGCGUCCAAGUUACUGGUGUAUCCUGCAGAUCUGAUGAAGAAGCGCAUUCAGCUGCAUGGCUUUCAGCAGGAUCGCCAGACGUUCGGUCGGAAUCCCGUUUGUCCGUCGGCAAAGCAAUGCUUCAUAAACACCCUGAAGGAUGAGGGCGUCUCCGGAUUUUACAAGGGCGUUAGCCCCACGCUCCUCAAGUCCGGCAUAUCCAGUGCCUUCUACUUCACCAUCUACGACUACAUUAACCGCUUCGUCAUCCAGCCCGCGCAGGACCGGGAAGAGAAGCGUGUGAAGGAUGAGCUGGCCAAGAGGGCCGAACCCAAGAAGGCCAGUUGGACCUAAUAAAGAUGCCCAUGUGGCUGCCCAUGCCAGCAGCCCCACUCUGUGUCG